AAAAUGAUCGGUGCAAACGGCCAUUAGCAAAAAAAUCUAGCGGAAUUAUAAUCCAAUAUUGCUCUGGAACAACUUAACGAAAACGCCUAACUGUCAUUUGACUGUUCGGACCAAUGGUUCGGACAGGAAUUCUAACCUCAAAAUUUGUUUGUCUUCAACUUUCAAGAAAAUUACAUUUUUCUAGUGAAAGCUUUUGUGAUGUUAAUUUAAAUAUUUGUUGAGCUAAAUAAAAGACUAUUUAUUAUUCAUAAACAGCAGCGUCAGCAGGCCAGCCAGAUUUUUAUGUGAAAAGUAUUUUUGUGUGUCCUACUACUCCUACUGAACUGUGAUGAUUAUCAACAUUCUUUUAAUUUUCUAUUGUAACACAAGGAAUAUUAUUUGCUUGGAAAUUGGUACUUACAUUCGAAUUAAUUCAUCAAUACUUUUCAGAUCCUAAACAUAAUGUUCACCACACUACUUCGAAACGCAUCAAAUAUCUCCAAAACCUACAUCAAAAGAAACCUAUCCAGUGCAGUAGCUGCAAACAACAAGCAGCUAGACCCUCAGCAUGAAGCCAUGCUGAAAGACCAAUGCUUUCUUGUAGACGAAAGCGACAACAUCAUAGGCCAGGCUAGCAAAAAGGACUGCCAUCUGGUGCAAGAAGAUGGACAUAUUCCUUUGCACAGAGCCUUCAGCAUGUUUUUGUUUAAUAACCACGGAGAUUUGUUGUUGCAGAAGAGAUCUUCUGAAAAGCUGACAUAUCCAGAUUGUUACACCAACACAUGUUGCAGCCACCCUCUAGCAAACUUCCCAGGCGAAGACGAAGGCGAUGUAGGAAUCAAAAAAGCAGCCCAAAGACGUCUAAACCACGAACUAGGCAUAGCUAUCGAAACAAUACCAAUAGAAAAAAUGCACUACAUCACACGAGUCCACUACAAAGACCAAGGCAACGGCAAAUACGGAGAACACGAAAUCGAUUACAUUUUGUUCAUGCAGCAAGACGUCAAACUGAAACCAAACCCUCAAGAAGUAUCGGAGAUUAGUUUUGUGCCUAGAAAGGAGUUUGACGAUUUCGUUCCUACUUUAACCGGACAAUGGACUCCUUGGUUUGCGUUGAUUUUGAAACACAGACUCAAGUUUUGGUGGGACAAUUUAGAUAAAUUGCAAGAGAUAACUGAUCAUAAAAAGAUUUUGAAAUUUAAAAAUGAAUAGAUGUUAAUUAUUAUUAUUUGUAUGUGUGUGAUAUUAAUAAAACUAGUUGCUAUCUGACAAGGUAUGGAAGUAUAAACAUUUAAGAAAUUAAAUAAAAAACAAUAAUUAAAUUUCGUUUUUAUUUGUACAUAAAAAGAAAUCGAGAACGCGGUAUUAAUAAAUAAACGAAAAUUAACUUAUAAUAGGUCUGUUCCAACAUGUCAAAAAACCGUCCCACGAACGGUUUCGAAGCCACUCAGUAGACGAAUAUCGGGUUUUACGCACAAAUUUAUAGUUCUGCGCAGAAUCGUGACAGUACAUUGUACGGUUUCCUGGUGUGUUGGAACUAAGCUUAUAUAAACUAAACUUAAUAUUCAAAUCAUAAGUUUUUUCUUAAGUUUCAUAUCACUUUUUUUUUGCAUUUAAAAACUAUUCAGUUUGGCAUGUAAGACAUUAUAGGAGUUAAAAAAAAAUGCCCUUAUAACACUUAAAAAAAUAAAAGAAAAUUAAUAAUUCUUUACAAAACAAAUUUUUAAAAACUAGCUGUACAAAAGAUUGACCUUACUCUAUUAUCCAGACAACAUCUUCAGAAGAAUCCUCUUCAGGAACAUUUUUUUGUGCAUUGAUCUUUAGAAGCGAUUUAUUAUUAUUAGAGGCGCUUAUUGGAUACAAGCUAGGUACCGAACGUUGUUGUAUUGGUGUGGAAACCUACAAAAUAUAAAAAUUUGUUUCUAUUAAAGUUAAAAUAUUUUAUUUUCUUACUGGUUUCAGCAGACUGGUACCAGGAACAUUGAAAUUCACCCCACUGGUACUAUGAACACUGAAAUUCACCCCACUGGUACUAGGAACAUUGAAAUUCACUCCACUGGUACUAGGAAUAUUGAAAUUUACUCCACUGGUAUUAGGAAAAUUGAAAUUCGCUCCACUGGUACUAGGCACGGCAUCAUCAUCGGGAAUUUCAAUAACCCUAGUUGCAUUAAUUGAACCCAGUCCCUUUGGUCUUAUCCGUAUAGUUUCGUGUAGAAUUUUGGUUUCCAAGUUUCGUUCCGUUAUCGGCAAGUCUUUAAUAAGGGAGUAAACUUUCUUCAAGUUGGUUCUUGCCUUGUUUUCCAACGUUUCGAUUGUUGCCUUUCUUAGGAGCAGUUGCUGUUGUUGCUUUUGAAUUUCGUUUUUGGUUUUAUCAAAUAUGACAUUCACGCUGACUCCCCUUUUAUAGUUGAUGCAAUUCAAUUUUGCUAAAUCGUUCACUUUCGCUUGCAUAUAGUCAUGGGCUUUGUGGGUGAACAAUUGUAGUAUGUCUUUUUUGGGCAUAUUAAGUUCCUUUUGGCAAAAUUCUUCUGUGAUUUCGUCUAUGCUUCGAGUACCGAAAGAACCACAAAUCUAAAAAAAGAAUAAUUAGUAAGAGUUUCAGCUUUUAUGAAUGGUUCACUAUAAUACUUACACAAUUUCCUUUUAAGUAUUUAGCUUGGAUUGGCUGAUUUUCGUUUCUAUCUAAAUUUAGUAGGACGAUAACUUGAAUGUCGAAUGUUACUGGUAUGGGUUGGAGCACAUUCUUAAAUCUCCUAAAACAAUAAAAAAUAGUAUUAGUAAACGGUAAAACCUAUGAAACUAUUUUUGAGUUUUACAAUACAUUUUCAAUAAUAUAACACAGUUUGAGUUCAGUUUAAGAUGGCACAUUUAUAGUAGUCACUUAGUACUUUAUAGGCCUCAAACAAGUCUCCACAUAGUCUACGUUGUUUAGGUAGGAAGAUUUUAGACUGGCAUCGUAAGGUAGGUUGAACAGCUCUGAUGGAAUCUCUCUAAAACAUCUAUGACUUUUACGUAAUGAGACUUCCAUCUAUAUUGUGCAUAUUCCAAAUUUGGGUCUGACAUAUAAGCCUUGUGGAGUUUGAAUAUCAUUUCUUUAGAUUGAUUUUUGAACGCCUUCUGAAUAAAAAAGAUAAGAGUGUUGGCCUGUUUAGUCAUGCUGUUGAUAUGGGUCCUUAGUGAGGAUAAUACCAAAGUCUUUGUGCUGUUCCACCUCUGCAAUAGGUCUUCGUCCAAAAAAAAAAAAAGGUAAAUUGAAGGUUCUUUAUACCAAGGUGAAGAAUGAAACAUUUUUUGUUAUUGAGAUGUAAUUUCCAGUUGAUACUCCAUUUCUCUUUCAGCUCCAAUGAAAUUUGUCCCAUUGUCUGAAUAAUCUCUAGUGGUUUUCCUCGUCUUGCGAUGAAUUUUCUUAAUGCCAACUGUACAAUCUGUGCUUUAUGAAACUGCUACUUUGAACAUGAGAAUAAAGCUCCAUAUCUUUUUUCUGUGUUUAUUUGUAAUGGACCAAAAUAAUCUAAUCCACAAUAACUGCCUGCAAUAACUUUGUAAACGGCCCAUUCUGGUAAUGGUGCCAUUUCUGGCUGUGAAACUUUAGGUUUUUUCACCUUUUAGAAUUGACACACGGAUAACAUUUUCAACACUCUGUCUACCACAUAUUAUCCAGAAUUUUUGUCUUAAAUUAUUGGGAACUGUCUCUUGGUUUAUGUGCUUAAUCAUGGUAGUACUGUAUAAGCAACUGAACAUAUCUUGCAUCUUUAGGUGGGAAAUUUGGAAUCAAAUUCUAUAUCUGCAUACAAAAAAGCUAUGUAAAAAUGAAAUUACUGUAUUCAAAUAGAUUUAUUUUGAACUUUAAAACCAGAAAAAAAUUGUGUGAAUCCCUUAUCAUGUCUGUGUAUAGCUAUAGUUAUAUCUUGUGUAUUAUGCAUUUUUAGAUGUAGGUACUAAAAAUAGAAUAAAGUAUGUCCAAAAUACAUGUUGUAGAUUCAUUUUUAAUUUGAGAAAAUUUGACUUUAUAUCAAGUAAUAUUAGACAAAUUAUAUGUAUAAAUUGUUUACUAUUAUAUAUUUAUUAGAAAAGUGCUAGAUACUGG
This is a messenger RNA of Ceutorhynchus assimilis (cabbage seed weevil), 4066 nucleotides long. The record is from the annotation of a GenBank genome assembly. NCBI's taxonomy places the organism in Eukaryota, Metazoa, Arthropoda, Insecta, Coleoptera, Curculionidae.